Pogona vitticeps (central bearded dragon) is the source of this 3406-nucleotide messenger RNA. RefSeq names its product NKD inhibitor of Wnt signaling pathway 1 (gene NKD1). Gene Ontology annotation, cellular component: cytoplasm. The record is from RefSeq and is a predicted model, not a curated record. Lineage: Eukaryota; Metazoa; Chordata; Lepidosauria; Squamata; Agamidae. Gene Ontology annotation, biological process: negative regulation of Wnt signaling pathway. Gene Ontology annotation, molecular function: calcium ion binding.
GGAAGGAGAGGGAGACGCUGCCGCCCCCAGAGCGCUGGAACUCGCUCUGGGCUGUCGCGCUGGCCGGGCGCCUUUGCGCGGCUCUCUCCUCUCUCUCUCUCUCUCUGAUGUGGAUCUUUCCUCUCCCUCCUUCUUCUCUGAGGUCCUCUCUCCUGGAGGAUCGGGGCCAAGGCAGCCCGGAGCGCCGGGAUCCCUAAGCAGGCGGAGGAUCUGAGGGGACCCCCUUUGGCACCGAGAGCGCGGCGGAGAUUUGGAGAGGGGGGCCGGCGGGCGGGCUGGCUGGGCUGGUGGCUGGCUGGCUGGACUGACGGACGGAUCCUCUCGCAGGUCUACGGGCACGCACACACCACACACACACACGCACGCACGCACGCCCCGAGCCACACACGCCCGGAGCGCCAGCCAUGCGAGCGCGCUGAGCCGGGCGCUCCCUCCAAUGCCCGCGCCUGGGCGCAGCCGUGCGCAGAGAGAUGGGGAAACUUCACUCGAAACAUGCUGCUGUGUGUAAACCUCGAGAGAGCCCGGAAGGUGAUAGUUUUGCUGUGAAUGCUUCCUUGGCUCGGAAAGGGCUGGAGGACUGGAUGGCGAACCAGAAACACUUCUCUGGCUGUGGAAGCUCCAGCAGCAGCUUGGGACUCCCGCCAGGUUGUCAACACCGGGCCCUUUGCAGGUUCUCUGGAUCUAGGGAUCCAGCUGGGGAAGGCUACAGGGAGACUCUUGAAAACGAACACUUUCACCUGGAAGUGGCUUUGCCUCCAGAGAAGACAGAUGGAGUUUGCAGCAGUGAUGAAAAGAAAAUGGAAAAAGAGACCGACACACGCGCCAGUGCCAAGAAGCAGCUAAAGUUUGAGGAAUUGCAGUGUGAUGUGUCUGUUGAGGAGGACAACAGGCAAGAAUGGACCUUCACACUUUACGACUUUGACAACAAUGGCAGAGUCACCCGUGAGGACAUCACCAGCUUGCUUCAUACCAUCUACGAAGUAGUGGAUGCUUCAGUAAAUCAUUCGCCGAGCUCCAGUAAAACCUUGCGGGUGAAGCUCACCGUGGCUCCAGAUGGGAAUCAGAAGAAGAAAAGUAUUCUACUCAACCAUGGUGAUCUGCAGAGCUCAAGGCACCGAAUGGAGAGCAAAGGGAACGAAGAGCCGAGGCACUGUGAAAAGAAGCAAAGGGGUUCCCUCAGGUACCACCACGGUGAGUCGAAGCCUGAACAACAUGGAUGCUAUCGUCAUUGUGUGGAUGAAAACAUUGAAAGGAGAAACCACUAUUUGGAUCUUGCAGGAAUUGAAAAUUAUACAUCAAAAUUUGGGCCAGGAUCUCCACCGGCAGCUCAAAAGCACCAUCCUCCCAUCCGAGUUUCCAAUCAAACAAGGUCUCGGUCCCACGAACCAGAAAUCUUCCAUGCCCACCAGCGGAGGUCCCCGGCGGCGGAUCCGGGCCCCGUCAAUUUGAUGGAGGCUUCUUACGCGAAGCUGGCGGAGAUACAACAGAGGCUCCGGAGCCAUGACGUGAACAGGCACUUUGCAAAGUCUCCGAAGGCUCAGAGCAAAAACCCGGCGCCCGGGAACACUGGGAAAGCUGUCCGGAGUAAGCCCAUUCAAGGGGCUUCUGUGCCCAUGGCUUCCCCUUCUGCAAGGGUGGGUCAAAAUCUCCCUUACUUGCCCAUGCAGCCUCAGCAGACUUACAAGAGACACAAGCAGAGAGCGAAAGAGACUCAUCAGGUUUGCAAAACCUUCCCACCGCCGGGGACGGUUCUGGAGAAAGAGCACGCCAGGGACCUGCCAGCUGUCAUCUUGUACGAAGGCCAAGUUGGACAAAUGAUUCAGAGACAUGAGCACCACCACCACCACGAGCACCAUCACCACUACCACCACUUCUACCAGACAUGAAGCGGAGCUGCUGCCCUCUGUUCUCGGAACCAUCCUAUAUGAAGGAAGGACUUUGGCUGCCAAUCCAGAAGGAAAGCCUUGUUCGGAUGAACCUUACCGUUGCUACUCCAUUAAUAUUCCACUAGCACCUAUUUUAGGAGUUGUAUGAAAACACUAAAAAUUAAUGGCGAUAAUAAUAUUAAUAAUAAUAAUAAUAACCUAACACUAUUUAUAUUAUGUGGAACUGUAUAGCUUACUUUAAUAACUUGUGGACCCUUCCUUUGUGUGUGUGUGUGUGUUUUUGUUUCAGUUUGGCUUGUAAAAAGCACAUGCGCAUUCAUUCACUCAAGAGCCAACAGCCAUAGCGAUCAUUAGGGGUCUUCACAUAAGCCUCUCGGCAUGGUCAGUAGAUGUCUCCAAGGGUUUUUUUGGGGGGUGGCGUGAUGCAGGUGGUUCCCAUCCAUCUCCAGAAUGAGUUGACCUCUUCUCCAAAACAUCUGAGGGAUGUUUGUGAGGAGCAAGUAUGACGCAUGCGCAUGUGCGGAGAACUCGAUACUGAGAGGCAACUCAGAUGCUUGGUGGCUGAGUGCGCCUUUUGUAGGCUCAGAGGAUUUCUUUUCAUGAAAAAGAUGUGGUUCUUCAUCGGGAUGGUAUUGUGGCACAAUGUUCUGGGGGUGGUUUGGGUUGGAUUAGCCAGUGUGGUCCCUGUAAAUCUAUCUACACGUUCACUGCCUGCGUGGUGGAAUGUUGUGUGAAGGCCACUCUUGCGAGCUGCGUUGGGACGCAGUCUCUUUUCCUCUGUGGUGCCAGAAAAGAUGCUUCCACCCUUUAUGGUGAGAGACACCCAAGCUUGUCCCGUUUACGUUGGCUCGCCGCCCACGAGUCGAUCAUCAGGGGAGCAAUGUUCAAAGGUUCUGGACUCCGGGAAUACAAACAGCUGCUACCUCUAGUAUAAUUCAGAGCUUCUUAUUGAUUGUAUUGUGCUGCCAGGAUGCGAUGGGGUUUGAUAGAGACCCGGGAGGGGCAUUUUUACUUAAUUGCAUUCAUGUUGCUUAUUUGAUGGUGUACUACUCACUUCUGCACAAGCUGUAUCUUGAUUAUUAAUAAGGAAAUAACUGUUACCUAUAUUUGUCAACAUGGCAACAUUUUUUGAUUGAAUCUUUGGAUUCCCUUCCAACCUUAAAAAAACACAAAAACAAAUAGUUUGAAGAGCUCUUCUAUGUAUGGGGUAAUAUUUAAAUAUUUACCAUCUCUUUUUUUACUGGUCAUUGUGUGUUGGAAAAUCUUUGAAAUGAGAACACUCUGUUCCCAGUGCCAUCACAUUAAAUUUUCAGAAGACCGGUGAGGUUCGAGGAUCAGAACAAUGUUGUCCCCAAAGCCCAAGGUGGGGAAACCACAGUAAUUUAUCCCUCUUCACAGUCACCAUUCCUAACAAUAACUACAAAUUUCUGUUACUUCUGCCAGAACAUGGAAAGUUACUUUCUAAAGGUAACUUGUACCCAUUGCUUAUAUUUUUUUUCAAAAUACAAGUACCCAUUAGC